CUCUCCUAUCCGUUCACCGCCCCACCUCAGCUUAACUUGCGAUAACCCCACCGCCUGUGUUCUUUGUUCCUUCCCGACUCUCACUUUCUCCCCGUGUACGGCUUGCAGAGACGUUUAUACUUCACAAUGGCACAAUCAGGGUACUCGAAUCCGCUGAAGAAGUUCAAGCUUGUGUUUCUGGGCGAGCAGAGCGUGGGCAAGACGUCUCUAAUCACACGGUUCAUGUACGACUCCUUCGACAACACAUACCAAGCAACCAUCGGCAUAGACUUUCUUAGCAAGACUAUGUACCUCGAAGACCGCACCGUACGCCUCCAGCUCUGGGACACGGCGGGCCAGGAGCGUUUCCGGUCGCUGAUUCCCUCGUACAUCCGCGACUCUAGCGUCGCCGUGGUCGUGUACGACAUCACCAACAAGAAGACAUUCGAAAACACACGCAAAUGGGUCGACGACGUGCGCGGCGAGCGCGGCAACGAUGUCAUCAUCGUGCUGGUGGGCAACAAGACGGAUUUGAACGACAAGCGCGAGGUCACGACGGCACAGGGCGAGGAGGAGGCCAAGAAGAAUAACCUCAUGUUCAUUGAGACGAGUGCGAAGGUGGGGCAUAAUGUCAAGGCGUUGUUCAAGAGGAUUGCGCAGGCGCUGCCGGGGAUGGAGGGCGAGGGACAGCAGGGGCAGAGUCAGAUGAUUGACGUGAACAUCAACCCGAGCGCGCCACAAGAACAGAGUUCGUGCUCGUGUUAGGGAGGGCGUUGGAUUGAUUGGGAGUCGGAGUGUGACAUGGUCAUUGCGAGCACGGCGUUCUGGGCAUCAGUGGUUUGGUGCAUACAGUCCUUUGGGGGACUUGUAAUCUGUAGUAUACCAACGCGUUUAUGGAGCGAUCGCCAGAUGACGUCAGAUGCCAGUGUGAAAGGAUUGCCAGAUGCAGGGCAAAUGUUUGAUUGAGUCACCCGCGCCGCCUCCCGUGCACGCCCUGCAAACCCAGAACGCCGGCUAGUGAAUCGAGGGGUGUAGAGGAGGCAUG
Molecule: messenger RNA, 1024 nt
Organism: Dothidotthia symphoricarpi CBS 119687
Lineage: Eukaryota; Fungi; Ascomycota; Dothideomycetes; Pleosporales; Dothidotthiaceae
Product: ras-domain-containing protein
Exons: 5
Coding region: 127-744 (205 amino acids)
Molecular function (GO): GTP binding; GTPase activity
Source: RefSeq, a predicted model, not a curated record